This is a messenger RNA of Branchiostoma floridae (Florida lancelet), 1332 nucleotides long. Its product is annotated as crystal protein-like. Bases 1 to 1332 code for a protein of 443 amino acids. Gene Ontology annotation, molecular function: hydrolase activity. The record is from RefSeq and is a predicted model, not a curated record. The transcript has 2 exons. Lineage: Eukaryota; Metazoa; Chordata; Leptocardii; Amphioxiformes; Branchiostomatidae.
AUGUCUAGCUUUUCCGUUGUCCAGAUUGUUGUCUUGUUCUCGGUUGUGGCGGGGAUGUCCGCCUCAGACCACGGUCCUAUCUUCCACACGCAGUACGGAGACGUGCGGGGCGUGUACAUAGAGGAAGGCGCCUUCGUCCUCGGUCUACCCUUCGGACAACCCCCGGUUGGCGAGCUCCGCUGGAAACCUCCGAAGCCGUUUACGGGAUCGUGGGCACCCCACAUCCGCGACGGCAGCGUACCGGGCCCGGCAUGUCCACAGAUCGGCUGCGGCCCGGACGAUGAAGACCCUCAAUUCGUCUGUCCCCGAGACGGCAAACUCAGCGAGGACUGUCUGUAUCUCAACAUCUUUAUUUCACGGACCAUCCUGACGAACUCUACCGUAAGGCUACCGGUUUUGGUCUGGUUCCAUGGCGGUGGUUACGAUUCAGGUACCGGUUCUGCCCUGUCUUAUGACGGUCGCUUUCUGGCCAAUAAAACAAACACCGUUGUCAUGACAACCAACUAUAGACUCGGGGCUCUGGGUUUCCUGGUGGCCGGCGAGGGGGAAGACGCCCCGACAGGUAACUACGGAACAAUGGAUCAGAUCCAGGCCUUAAAGUGGGUACAGGAAAACAUCGGUGAUUUCGGUGGAGACAAAGACCACGUCACCAUUUUCGGACAGAGUGCAGGGUCCGAUUCAGUCGGCAUUCACAUGACGUACAACGGUUCUGCCGACUUGUUCGAAAAGGGCAUCAUGUCGAGCGUACCUUUCACCAUCUAUCACAAGUCUCGUGCCGACGCCGUGCGACUCGGAAACCGCUUCGCCGAACUGCUGAACUGCUCGGCCGGCGACGUCAAGUACUAUCGGCCUGUCUUAUCCGUGGCUGUGACGGACUGGGUCUGGGCCUGUCCAACCCGUAACGUCAUACGGAACGCCAUCGCCGGUGGAAAUUCCGACGUCUGGCUCUACGUCUUCGACCAUGUUUUUUCUAUCAAACACACUUGGGGCAACUCUACAUGCUGUUUUACCCACGUCUGCCACGCCUCGGACAUUCCGAUUGUCUUCCAAUCCGCACCGCUGGCAAACCUCAGUCUGACCGCCGACGAACAGGUCCUGGCCGACACCAUCGCCUACCACUACGGGAACUUUGCGCACACAGGAGAUCCAAACAAACCUAACGAACAUCUCCCCCGUCCCAACCUCAACAUACCAGAUAACCUGAACUGGCCAAAGUACAACAAGGACAACGGGUUUCCUAUCCUGAACAUGACGACUCCACAGAACAUACUGAUGCACGACUAUCGGAAGGACAAGUGCGACUUUUGGGACAGAGAAGACAUUUACACCUGA